CAUCGGUAUUGUCCACAAAAAUGCCUUAAAGUAUCUUUCCCUUAUCACCAUAAAUGCUAGCCCCUUUGGCCUUCAAUCAUUCACCUGAAUGUCUCACAGUUUACAACCAAAAGCUACCAUGGAAAACUCACAGGAAACAACAGUACAUGUAGCUAUGGUGCCAACACCUGGCAUGGGUCACCUGCUUCCACUCGUUGAGUUCGCCAAGCGACUCGUUCACCAGUACCACAACUUUGAAUUAACCAUCAUUGUCCCCGAUGAUGGCUCACCCAUGAAAUACCAAAGACAACUCCUUCAAGCCCUACCCAAAUCAAUUUCCUCCAUUUUUCUCCCACCUGUGAGUUUUGAAGAUUUGCCUGAGGACGUCGGAAUCGAGACCAAGAUUGUACUCAGCCUGGUCCGGUCACUGCCUGCUCUUAAAGACUUGCUCAAGGUCUUAGUCGAGUCAACUCGACUUGUGGCCGUGGUUGUUGACCUUUUUGGCAUCGAUGCAAUUGAUGUAUUUGAAGAAUUUGGCCUUAAGCCCUACAUAUUCUUUCCUUCAACUGCUAUGUUGUUACAAUUGAUAUUUCACUUGCCUAAGCUUGAUGAAAUGUUUUCUUGUGAGUAUAGAGAUUUGUCUGAGCCGAUCAAGUUACCCGGAUGCGUGCCGUUUCACGGAAGCGAUAUAACGGACCCUGUUCAAGACAAGAAGAAUGUGGGUUACCAAUUGGUUAUUCAGCUAUGCAGACGCUACCCAUUGGCAGCAGGGAUUAUAGUUAAUAGCUUUAUGGACUUGGAACAGGAUGCCUUUAGGGCUUUGAUGGAGAAUGAAAUUGGUCUACCCAAGGUUUACCCGGUUGGACCACUAAUACAAACAAGUUCAAUGAAUGAAGUUAACGAGUCUAACAAUUGUUUAAGGUGGUUAGAUGUGCAGCCUCAUGGUUCGGUGGUUUAUGUAUGUUUUGGAAGCGGUGGGACACUCUCUCACGAGCAGAUGAAUGAAUUGGCGUUGGGACUGGAAAUGAGUGGACAAAGAUUUCUCUGGGUUGCAAAGAGCCCGGCUGAAAAGGCUACAAAUGCCACUUACUUUGGUGUAGAAAGUGUCAAAGACCCUUUCCAUUUUCUGCCCGAUGGGUUCUUGGAAAGGACCAAAGGGGUGGGUGUAGUGGUGCGGUCUUGGGCUCCUCAGAUCGAGAUCUUGAGACAUGGCUCAACGGGAGGGUUCUUAACCCAUUGUGGGUGGAAUUCAACCUUGGAGGCGAUUGUGCACGGUGUGCCACUGAUUGCAUGGCCACUCUAUGCAGAACAAAAGAUGAACGCAGUGCUUUUAGCAGAUGAUCUGAAGGUAGCAAUCAGGGUCAAAGAGAAUGAAAAUGGGGUGGUGGGGCGAGAAGACAUUGCAAAAUUUGUUGAGGGACUGAUUGAGGGGGAAGAAGGGCAACUGCUCAGGAACAAGAUGAAAAAACUGAAGGAUGCUGCAAAAAUGGUUUUGAGCCCAGAUGGAUCAUCCACAAAAUCACUGGCCAAGGUAGCAGAAAUGUGGAAAAACCAGGAAAAAUCAUCAAAUUCCUCCAUGGAAACCACCCAAGAAUCACCGCUCCAUGUAGUCAUCGUGCCUACUCCAGGCAUGGGUCACUUGAUCCCGCUCAUCGAGUUCGCCAAGCGACUGGUGGACCUCCACAAGUUUGCCGUAACUUUCUUUGUCCCCAACGAUGGCUCACCCAUGAAACUCCAAAGACAACUCCUUUUAACCCAACCCGAGCCAAUUUCCUCCAUCUUUCUCCCUCCUGUUAGCUUUGACGAUCUGCCCGAGGAUGCCAAAAUCGAGACCCGGAUUAUUCUCAGCCUGAAUCGGUCGCUUCAUUUUCUCAGAGAUUCGUUCAAGGUACUAGCUCAGUCAACUCGGGUAGUGGCCUUCGUCGUUGAUGUUUUUGGCAUCGAUGCAUUUGAUGUCGCCAAAGAAUUUGGACUUGAACCUUACAUUUUCGUCACUACCGCUGUUAUGCUAUUAUCAUUGAUAUUUGAGUUACCCAAGCUUGAUCAGAUGUUUUCGUGCGAAUAUAGAGAUUUGCCUGAGCCGAUCAAAUUACCAGGAUGCGUGCCGUUCCAUGGAAGCGAUGUUCCUGACCCGCUUCAACACAGGACAAAUUUUGCCUAUCAAGAGACUCUUCAGCAAUGCAAACGUUACCCAUUGGCUGCUGGGAUUAUCAUUAACAGUUUUAUGGACUUGGAAAAGGGUACUUUGGAUGCUUUAAUGGAGAGUGGGCGUGGUUUGCCUGCGGUUUACCCAGUUGGACCUCUAAUACGAACUAGUUCAACCAGUGAAGUUGAAGGCUCUAACAAUUGCUUAAGGUGGUUGGAUGAGCAGCCUAGCGGGUCAGUGCUAUAUGUCUGUUUUGGAAGUGGUGGGACUCUUUCGCAUGAACAGCUAAAUGAAUUGGCACUGGGUUUGGAAAUGAGUGGGCAAAGAUUUCUUUGGGUUGUCAAGGAACCCAACGAAAUUGUUGCAAACGCCACUUAUUUUGGUAUAGAAAACGUCAAGAACCCUUUUGCUUUUCUGCCUGAUGGGUUUUUGGAAAGGACCAAAGAGGUGGGUUUGGUGGUUCCAUCUUGGGCUCCUCAGAUUCAAGUCUUGAGUCACGGCUCGACCGGUGGGUUCUUGACCCAUUGCGGUUGGAAUUCGGUUUUAGAGUCUAUCGUGCAUGGCGUGCCAUUAAUCGCAUGGCCACUCUAUGCAGAGCAAAAGAUGAAUGCUGUACUUCUAAAAGAUGGUCUGAAGGUUGCAUUUAGGGUCAGAGUGAACGAAGAUGGGCUGGUUGGGCGAGAAGAUAUUGCAAAAUAUGUGAAGGAACUGAUUGAAGGGGACGAAGGGCAGUUGCUUAGAACCAGGGUGAGAAAACUGAAAGAUGCUGCCAAAGUAGGUCUGAGCCCAGAUGGACCUUCUACAAAAUCCCUUGCCAAGAUAGCAGAAAUUUGGAAGAACAAAAAAAAUUAGAUUUCAUUUUAUUGA
Messenger RNA from Theobroma cacao (cacao), 2992 nucleotides. NCBI's taxonomy places the organism in Eukaryota, Viridiplantae, Streptophyta, Magnoliopsida, Malvales, Malvaceae. The record is from RefSeq and is a predicted model, not a curated record.